UUCAGUGUUUUGACCUUUACAAAACGAAACAUGCUACCGUUAAGAAAGUUGGGGAGCCUUUCCUCGUCAGCGGUUUCCAAAGCAUGGAAGUGUGGUGCAGCCCUGUGCAAUGGCAAAUACUCAACAGUUGCUAAUUCAACGUUCACAACACAGGAUUUUGACCUGCACAGACUUGACAUGGGUCCCUCUACUGAAGUGUCUGCCAGCAGGGAAGAAUGCAUCAAGUUUUACCGAGACAUGCAGACCAUUAGGAGGAUGGAGACAACAGCUGGCAACAUGUACAAAGCCAAACAAAUCCGUGGCUUUUGUCAUCUGUACUCUGGACAGGAAGCCUGCUGUGUUGGUAUGGAAGCAGCUAUUACCCCUGAUGAUGCAGUGAUUACAGCAUACAGAGCUCACGGCUGGACAUACAUUCGUGGUGUCCCUAUACUGGGAGUUCUGGCCGAGCUCACUGGCAAGAAAUCUGGCUGUUCGUUAGGUAAAGGAGGUUCAAUGCACAUGUACAGUAAAAACUUCUACGGAGGGAAUGGAAUCGUCGGUGCUCAGGUGCCACUGGGUGCUGGGAUCGCUUUUGCCAUGAAGUAUCGUAAGCAGAAGAACAUAUGUGUGACCUUGUAUGGAGACGGAGCAGCCAAUCAAGGACAGCUGUUUGAGACAUUUAACAUGGCGAAGUUGUGGAACCUGCCUUGUGUAUUUGUAUGUGAGAAUAACGGCUAUGGCAUGGGUACCAGUGCUGAACGAGCCUCAGCUUGUAUUGAUUACUACACCCGAGGUGAUUAUGUACCGGGCAUAAAGUGUGACGGUAUGGAUGUACUAGCGGUACGCGAGGCUAUGAUAUUCUGUAAAGACUAUGCCCUGAAGAACGGCCCAAUCCUUCUGGAAGUAGCCACAUAUAGAUACGGUGGUCACAGUAUGAGUGACCCUGGUACAAGCUACCGCAGUCGAGAGGAGGUGAAGAAAGUACGUGAGAAGAAAGACCCCAUCACCACAUUCAAGGAAAAGUUACUGUCAUCUAAUCUGGCUACUGCUGAAGAACUCAAGAAAAUAGAUACUGAGGUUCGCAAGGAAGUGGAAGAAGCAGCAGAGAUUGCAAAAAGUGACACAGAAAUUUCUGCAGAUUUUCUGUACAAUCAGAUUUAUUACCAACCCCCAGCAGAUUAUACAGUACGUGGUUGUGAUCCUAUGACAACUGCACCCUCAAAGUAACAAGUGGAUGAUGUAAAACACAAUCAUAUCAUGAUAGGAUUUUAUGAACUGUUCCAAUAUUUGUGGGAAUAUCUGCAAAUUUUAGCGUUUGGCUGUAAAAUCAGAUAGCUGUAUAAGAACACUAAAACUUCACAACUUUUUACUGCAUAUCUAUAUACAGUACUCACUGUGACAAUGAAAUCAAGAUGCAAUAAGGUAAACAAAGGGAGAUAAUCAUGGGUGAGUUAAAACGAUUGGGAAUGCGUUUUGCCACUUAUGAAGUUACAAAGUGCUAUAUGGUGUUGGAAUCCUCUAUGAAUUCCAUGGAACUUGUUCUAUGUAUUGUAAUCUCCUGUGUAUAUAAUGUUCUGUAGGAGGGUGCGAUCUAAAUGGACAUUUAGUGCUGUUUUUGUUUCUGUAUUUAUUUUGUUAUUUGAUUGAAAACUUUUCAACCCUUGUUUAUGUCUGAGAUAGAAGAAUUUAGGCUAUAUUUAAUGCUUUUUGACUGGGUAUACUGUUGUAUGUAUUGAUAUACUGUGACUAUAUCUCGGACUUAAAAUUUUGAAUGUUAAUAUGAAUUGAUACACAUGUAUGUGAUCAGGACAUUGCAAAACUGCAGGUGUAUUAUCAAGUAGAUCUCUGAAGUUCAAUGACAAAUAAAGGCAUUCCAUUUCCAGUGAUCAGGCCUAGAAUUUAACAUUUUUGGUCAGUUGCUGCUUCAUCCAAUAUAUAUCAACAUUAUAGAGGAACUGCUUUUUCCAAAUAUUUACACUUUGAAAAUCAAAACUCAAAACAAUUUAAUUCUGUGAAAUGUUAGGAAUAGACAGGCACUCACAGUUUGCAUCUGAUGAAUCCACUUGCUGAAAAAAGCAAGUCAUUAAUUUUUCUACUUGCAAUUCUUGGAUUUCUACUUGCAAAUAGCCAGUAAAAAGCCUUAAAUUUAAGGCCUGGUGAUUGAUUCAGACACUGGUCUCAUGUCUUUGGGGAGGAAGGUAGAAAGGGCUGUCCUUUAGACCUACCGGAAUUGAAAUGUAUGUUAUAUAGUAUGUAUCAGCUAAUGAAAUAUUUGUGUACAUGAGAUUUUAUUGAUGAUAAUGCCCGUCACUAGUUGGGGGUCUGUUCCUGUUUUCCUACUGAAUACCUACCAACAGUACAAUAGGGUACCAGAAGUAAGACUGAGGAUAUCAGUGUGUGUAAUAUAUUCAUUUUACAAAGUUUUAGUCUCCAAAUGUAUUAAAACAGAAAGAAGAUGUGCAGAA
This is a messenger RNA of Ylistrum balloti, 2444 nucleotides long. RefSeq names its product pyruvate dehydrogenase E1 component subunit alpha, mitochondrial-like. Bases 31 to 1206 code for a protein of 391 amino acids. Gene Ontology annotation, cellular component: intracellular membrane-bounded organelle. The transcript has 9 exons. Gene Ontology annotation, biological process: pyruvate decarboxylation to acetyl-CoA. NCBI's taxonomy places the organism in Eukaryota, Metazoa, Mollusca, Bivalvia, Pectinida, Pectinidae. The record is from RefSeq and is a predicted model, not a curated record. Gene Ontology annotation, molecular function: pyruvate dehydrogenase (acetyl-transferring) activity.